UGUUUAGUUCAGAUGGUCUAUUCAGGCUACUCCUUCUUGCAGAAAUAAAUAAACGACUUAUCUGUGGACCCAGAAGAGUGUGACUCCUCAUACAGAAACCCGAAACUAACAAGCUCUGACGUUGUCACCUUGUUUAUUGGUCAUGCUAUGCAAAUUUGUUUUCACUCACUGCAAAAACAAGUUUCUAACUAAAAUAAUAAUGUUCUGAAAUUGACAAAGCAAAACUAGCUACAACACUGCUACUACAGUACUUUCAUCCGGUAAGUGAAAAGAAUUUAUGUUAAGUUUUUGCUCUGUUGAGUCUAUGUUCUUCGAAGUAACCUAUCUACAUGGUCUCCUUGGCGUCUCAUGAAAACACCACUGCAUAAAUGUUCCCAUAACAUUCCUGGAAUCUCGGAACCUUUCGGUAUUUUCAUAUGCACGCACCGCGGAUCUGUUUUAACUUUUGUGUCGUAUGUUUGCAUUGUCGCCCCAGGUCCCCAAUUGUUUGUUUUCAUUGCGUUCUUUACUAUUACUACGCAUGUAUGACAAAAAUAACCUAUAAAGAAUUGAAAAUAAAGUAAAACUAUGUGAACUCGAUACCAUAUAAAAAGUGCACUCGGGUAACGUAACAAGACAAUUUGAAAAUGUCUUCUAGUAGUGAAGACGAAGACUCGUUUAUAAACUCAAAUGAAAGCGAUGAUGAAGAUGACUACUACGAUUAUAAUGACGUAGAUGAAGAUGCGAUUUCACAAGAGGAGGUUGAUUUGGAUCCCGAAGCAUUUGAGUACCGUAUUAUCACUGAGUUUGAAGCCGAGGAAAUGUUUGAUGAUUGUGUCGAAAAUUUGGCAAAAAGACUUAAAGAAUCAAGAUAUGUUACUAGACUGUUAUUGACAGCAAAUGACUGGGAUGAAUCUACUGUUUUUCUCAAGUACAACACAAAUCGUAAACAAUUGUUUUCUGAUGCAAGGAUCAUUUCCAUGAAUGUCACUCAUUCACCGCAGAGAAACCAUGAGUGUCAAGUCUGUUUUCAAAGCAUCAAAUCUUUAGUUGAUUUUGGGACAUUGUGUAAGCACAAGUUCUGUCGUGACUGUUGGCUGGCUUAUAUUUCAGUGCAGUUGGAGAAUGGUUUGGGUUUAGGAAUUGAAUGUAUGAUGUGCAACAUCCUUGUUGGACCUGAUAAUCUUCUUAAUCUUGGAUUAAGUGCAAAGGAUUUAAAGCGCUUUAAAUCUUUCCUAUUGAAAGAUCAGAUUAGGAGUCAUCCUUUGUUCCAGUGGUGUCCAGGACCAAACUGUUCAGCCAUAGCUAAAGCUGAAACAAGGGAGGCAAAACGAACAGUUUGUACCAAGUGUCAUGCUAUAUUUUGUUUCCAGUGCGGUCAAGACUAUCACGCGCCUGCAGAUUGUCGUGUGAUAAAAAGAUGGUUGACGAAAUGUCAAGACGAUUCAGAAACUGCAAAUUAUAUUGAAGCAAAUACAAAAGACUGUCCCAAAUGUACGAUAUGCAUCGAAAAAAAUGGAGGUUGUAAUCACAUGCAAUGCUACAAAUGUCAAUACGAGUUUUGUUGGAUGUGUCUGGGAAACUGGAACGAGCACAAUCGUGAAUACUAUGAGUGCAGUAUUUAUAAAGAAAAUCCAUCGAUGGUGAAAAAGAAAUCUGGAACGCUGAAAGCUCGAGAGGCGUUAACGAAAUAUCUUUUUUACUAUGAACGAUGGCACAAUCAUGGUGCUAGUUUACGACUUGAAGCGCAAACUAGAGACAAGAUUGAUAAAAAAAUCCAGGAAAAGGUCAACAAUAGCAUUGGUACAUGGAUUGAUUGGCAGUACCUCCUAGAUGCCGCAGCUUUACUUGCUAAGUGCAGAUACACGAUUAAGUACACCUAUCCUUUUGCUUAUUACUUGGAAGAUGAGAGAAAAGACUUGUUUGAAUAUCAACAAGCACAACUUGAACGGGAGAUCGAGAAUCUCUCGUGGAAACUGGAACGAGAGGAGCUCUAUAAUCGAGGCGACUUUGUCAACCAAAUGGACGUGGCCGAAAAACGACGUCGAACAUUGUUGAAAGAUUUCUAUAUUUCAUAAUACCCGGACAAGACCUGUUUGUAAAUAGACUUUAAGUAAAAAGCGAUUUAACCGUCCGUUCAUGAAGUGGAGAUUUGAAGUGGAGAGUUAUACGUACUGCUCCAGAGGCUCUACGGCUUAUGAAACAAAAUAAGAAAUAAACUUGAACGGGACUUUAUGAUGAACCAAUGUCUUUAAAAGCCAUUGUAACAAGUUAACAAAGUAUA
This is a messenger RNA of Xenia sp. Carnegie-2017, 2263 nucleotides long. Its product is annotated as E3 ubiquitin-protein ligase ARIH2-like. Lineage: Eukaryota; Metazoa; Cnidaria; Anthozoa; Malacalcyonacea; Xeniidae. The transcript has 16 exons. Bases 627 to 2057 code for a protein of 476 amino acids. Gene Ontology annotation, biological process: protein polyubiquitination; ubiquitin-dependent protein catabolic process; positive regulation of proteasomal ubiquitin-dependent protein catabolic process. Gene Ontology annotation, cellular component: cytoplasm; ubiquitin ligase complex. Gene Ontology annotation, molecular function: ubiquitin conjugating enzyme binding; ubiquitin protein ligase activity; zinc ion binding. The record is from RefSeq and is a predicted model, not a curated record.